This is a messenger RNA of Impatiens glandulifera, 339 nucleotides long. Its product is annotated as auxin-responsive protein SAUR76-like. The transcript has a single exon. The record is from RefSeq and is a predicted model, not a curated record. Bases 1 to 339 code for a protein of 112 amino acids. Lineage: Eukaryota; Viridiplantae; Streptophyta; Magnoliopsida; Ericales; Balsaminaceae. Gene Ontology annotation, biological process: response to auxin.
AUGAAAAUCCUAACCAAACUCAGAUCUGCAUUCAAGAAGUUAUUUCUUUCGAAGAAAUCUUCAAUCCCACCACCUUCCAACUCCGUCUUCCAGACGACGCCGCCGCCACCACCACCGUCGUCGCAGCAGUUACACACUGUUUACGUAGGUAAGUCUCGCCGUAAGUAUCUCCUAAAUACCGAGAUUAUCCAACAUCCAGUGUUUCAAAAUCUUGUUAAUAAAUCUGACGGUUCUGUUCGUUGUGAGGUUGUUCUGUUUGAUCAUCUGUUAUGGACUAUGCAGAAUACUGACUCUUCUGAUUAUGAUCUCCUUGACCUAAUCGACUUCUACACCUGCUAA